AUGGGCUUCUCACACGUCGGCCUAACAGUCCCAGACGAUAAGUUCGAAGAGACUGUAUCCUUCUACCUAGCUGCUCUGGCACCGCUGGGAUACAAGGAGAAACUACGUCCUCAUCCCAAAGUUGUCGGUAUGGGCGUAUGCUACCCCGAGUUCUGGAUCGCUUCGUCUGCUGUUCCUAGUGCAAGCGCCAGUGAAGACGAUACAGCCACCCCAGGCAAGGAGGUUGUGUUUGGAAGUACGCACAUCGCUUUCAGUACCGGAAGUCGAGAACUUGUCCAUGCGUUCUAUGAAGCCGCGUUGAAGCAAGGAGGAAAGUCAAAUGGUGACCCCGGGGUAAGACCGCAGUAUACCAGGUUCUACUAUGCGGCGUUCGUCUUUGAUCCGGCAGGUAAUAACAUUGAAGCUGUCUGCCUGUGGCCUGCAUGGUGUCAUUGGAAGUACUGGUUUGGCAUGGGUGUGUUUGGUCGACAGAAGUCCGAGUAG
Messenger RNA from Microsporum canis CBS 113480, 483 nucleotides. RefSeq names its product glyoxalase/bleomycin resistance protein/dioxygenase. The transcript is spliced from 2 exons. Lineage: Eukaryota; Fungi; Ascomycota; Eurotiomycetes; Onygenales; Arthrodermataceae. Bases 1 to 483 code for a protein of 160 amino acids. The record is from RefSeq and is a predicted model, not a curated record.